This is a messenger RNA of Neopsephotus bourkii (Bourke's parrot), 1511 nucleotides long. It is a transcript of the gene TUBB, whose product is annotated as tubulin beta class I. The coding region runs from base 141 to 1475 and encodes 444 amino acids. The transcript has 4 exons. Gene Ontology annotation, cellular component: cytoplasm; microtubule. Lineage: Eukaryota; Metazoa; Chordata; Aves; Psittaciformes; Psittacidae. Gene Ontology annotation, molecular function: GTP binding; GTPase activity; structural constituent of cytoskeleton. The record is from RefSeq and is a predicted model, not a curated record. Gene Ontology annotation, biological process: mitotic cell cycle; microtubule cytoskeleton organization.
CGCGGGGCCGCGGGAGCCGCCAUUGCUGCCGCCGCCGUUGCGCUCAACGCUCGGGUCUUAAAGGGGCCGCUGCACCGACAAGCUCCAUCCACGACCGGGUGGGCCCCACCGCUCCGGCACCUUCACCGCGCACCGCCACCAUGAGGGAGAUCGUCCACAUCCAAGCGGGACAAUGCGGCAACCAGAUCGGGGCCAAGUUCUGGGAGGUGAUCAGUGAUGAACACGGCAUCGACCCCACCGGCACCUACCAUGGAGACAGCGACCUCCAGCUCGACCGCAUCAGUGUCUACUACAAUGAGGCCACCGGGGGGAAGUACGUGCCGAGGGCCAUCUUGGUGGACCUGGAGCCUGGGACCAUGGACUCGGUGCGCUCAGGACCCUUUGGGCAGAUCUUUAGGCCGGACAACUUCGUUUUUGGUCAAAGUGGUGCCGGCAACAACUGGGCCAAAGGGCACUACACAGAAGGAGCCGAACUGGUGGAUUCGGUGCUGGACGUGGUCCGGAAGGAAGCAGAGAGCUGCGACUGCCUCCAAGGCUUCCAACUGACCCAUUCCUUGGGGGGGGGCACCGGGUCCGGUAUGGGCACCCUUCUGAUCUCCAAGAUCCGUGAGGAAUAUCCCGACCGCAUCAUGAACACCUUCAGCGUGGUGCCUUCACCCAAGGUCUCCGACACGGUGGUGGAGCCUUACAACGCCACCCUGUCGGUGCAUCAGCUGGUGGAGAACACCGACGAGACCUAUUGCAUCGACAACGAAGCCCUGUACGACAUCUGCUUCCGCACCCUCAAGCUGACGACACCGACCUACGGGGACCUCAACCACCUCGUCUCGGCCACCAUGAGCGGGGUCACCACUUGCUUACGCUUCCCCGGGCAGCUCAACGCUGAUCUCCGGAAGCUGGCUGUUAAUAUGGUGCCUUUCCCUCGCCUUCACUUCUUCAUGCCGGGGUUUGCUCCGUUGACAUCCCGAGGGAGCCAACAGUACCGGGCCCUCACGGUGCCGGAGCUCACCCAACAGGUCUUUGAUGCCAAGAACAUGAUGGCGGCGUGCGACCCGCGCCACGGGCGGUACCUGACGGUAGCGGCCGUGUUCCGGGGCCGCAUGUCCAUGAAGGAGGUGGAUGAGCAGAUGCUGAACGUGCAGAACAAGAACAGCUCCUACUUCGUGGAGUGGAUCCCCAACAACGUGAAGACGGCCGUGUGCGACAUCCCCCCCCGCGGGCUCAAGAUGGCCGUGACCUUCAUCGGCAACAGCACGGCCAUCCAGGAGCUCUUCAAGAGGAUCUCGGAGCAGUUCACGGCCAUGUUUCGGCGCAAGGCUUUCCUCCAUUGGUACACGGGGGAGGGCAUGGAUGAGAUGGAGUUCACCGAGGCCGAGAGCAACAUGAACGACCUGGUCUCCGAGUACCAGCAGUACCAAGACGCCACCGCUGAGGAAGAGGAGGACUUCGGUGAGGAGGCCGAAGAGGAAGCGUGAAGAGGAUGGAAUGGCUUGGGCAUGGAUGGAGAAACC